Molecule: messenger RNA, 2745 nt
Organism: Tripterygium wilfordii
Lineage: Eukaryota; Viridiplantae; Streptophyta; Magnoliopsida; Celastrales; Celastraceae
Product: two-component response regulator ORR21
Exons: 6
Coding region: 367-2370 (667 amino acids)
Biological process (GO): phosphorelay signal transduction system; cytokinin-activated signaling pathway
Molecular function (GO): DNA-binding transcription factor activity; DNA binding
Source: RefSeq, a predicted model, not a curated record
CUUUACAACAACUCUUUAGUUUUAAGUCUUAACCCUCUUUUCCUUGUCAUCUCUCUCAUCUCGCGCUCUCUCUCGUCGCUUCACUCAACCACAUACAUAAACCACAAAUUAUUGAAAUUUUUUCUUCUUCUCAACCGGAUCAGAUCACAAAUUCCCUCAUAAACCUACAUUUCACUCGCUACUUCCAAUUUCAGCUUCGAAUUCUGGUUUUUAUUGCCACAGAUCUGACUCCGAUGAGCCGCCAUCACUAUUUUGACUCCCGAAAAUGGUGAAUUGUUGGUUUCUGGAGGCACGCGCCACUGUGAGGGAGAGGGAGUAGGGUCUUCUUGUUAAUUGGGAGGGGGUGGAGUGCUGUGGAUACCUGCUAUGGCUGCUUUGCAGAGAGUGGCGUCCAGUGUGGGCACCAGUGCCAGUGGCUAUGGGUCCUCGAAGGGUGCUAGCGUGGCAGUUUCUGACCAAUUCCCGGUGGAUUUGAGGGUACUCGUGGUGGACGACGACGUCCCUUGCUUGCGGAUUCUUGAGAAGAUGCUACGUCGGUGUCUGUAUCGCGUUACACCCUGCUCAAAGGCUACCAUGGCUCUGAGUCUGCUACGGGAAAGGAAAGGUUAUUUUGAUGUGGUACUGAGUGAUGUCCACAUGCCUGAUAUGGAUGGCUAUAAGCUUUUAGAACAUGUUGGGCUGGAAAUGGACCUUCCUGUAAUAAUGAUGUCUGCGGAUGGGAGGACAAGCGCUGUAAUGAAGGGUAUCAGACACGGGGCUUGUGAUUAUUUGAUUAAGCCUAUUCGUGAGGAAGAACUCAAGAAUAUAUGGCAGCAUGUUGUGAGGAAAAAAUGGAAUGAAAAUAGAGAAAUUGAACAUUCUGGAAGCGUAGAAGACAAUGAUCAACAUAAAGAUGGAAAUGAUGAUAUUGAAUAUGCUUCUUCUGUUAAUGAUGGUAUGGAAGGAACUGUUAAGGCACAGAAAAAGCGGAGCAACUCUAAGGAAGAAGAUGAUGGGGAGCUAGAAAAUGAUGAUCCCACAACAUCGAAGAAACCACGUGUUGUUUGGUCAGUGGAGCUACAUCAGCAAUUUGUUGGUGCUGUCAACCAGCUUGGAAUUGAUAAAGCUGUACCAAAGAGAAUUCUUGAAUUGAUGAAUGUACCUGGCUUAACGAGAGAAAAUGUGGCAAGUCAUCUGCAGAAAUUCAGGCUAUAUUUGAAGAGAUUAAGUGGAGCAGCGCAACAAGGUGGGAUUCCUAACACCUUUUGUGGAACUGCAGAGCCAAAUCUGAGUGUUGGGUCACUUGGAAGAUUUGACAUUCAGGCUUUGGCUGCAUCUGGCCAAAUUCCUCCACAGACAUUAGCAGCCCUUCACGCUGAACUUCUAGGUCAACCAACGGGUGGCCUAGUUACAGCAAUAGAGCAGCAAACUCUUCUCCAAGCAUCCCUGCAGGGGCCCAAGUGUAUCCCUGUUGAACGUGGUGUGGCAUUUGGUCAGCCUUUAGUGAAAUGCCAUUCCAACAUAUCCAAACAUUUGCCACAUUCUACUGUGUCAGUUGAAGAUGCUCCUUCAGGGUUUGGAGUCUGGUCUUGUAAUGGUUUUGGUACUGUUGGAACUGGUAGCAAUUCUAGUGGUAUUGGCACUCAGAAUAGUAACAUGUUAAUUGAUAUAUUGCAACAACAGCAAGGACGACGGCAAAAACUGCCUCCACAACUACAGCAGCUAAGGUCUUCGCUGCCAGAGCCCAGCCGUUCAAUAACUGUGCAGCCAUCUUGCCUUGUGUUGCCCCUUUUGUCUUCAACCAGUUUCCAGUCAGCAAAUAGUCCUACUUCUGUAAAUAAAAAUUGCAACUUUAAUAAGAUUUCUGCUGCAGAUUACAGUUUUCUCUCAACUCAAUCAAAUAACUCAGUGCAUAUUGGACAAAUAACAGAUGGAGAUUGCAAAAAUACAGGCAUUCAUAGUGGGUACGCAGGCCCUUGUUCUUUAUCUCCUUCCGUCUCUUCUUGUUCAGUGAAUGCUGACGGUAGCACAGCUCAGAAAAUUCAGAACUCAACCAAGACAUUUAAAGCUGUGGGUCAUAUGUCAGGGCCUGUUCUUGAUGGGUGUGAUGUUCCUGGUUCUUAUGCUACUAAGCCAGGUGAAUUACUGGAUCAGAAUCCCCUUAAAAAUCUUGGAUUUGUUGGUAAAGGGACCUGCAUUCCAAGCCGGUUUGCAGCUGAUGAAUUUGAAUCACCAAUUGGCAAUUUUAAAAUAGUUAAAAACCCUAUGGAGAACAACAUUAAUGUAGUGAAGCAGGAGGCAAAUAUGGAGUAUAUGGACAGUGUUGACUUGGGCAUCCCAGUGUUGCGGAAAUUUUCUUCCAAUGACCUCACUAGUGUUUUCACUGAAUAGGCUUGCCAUGCUCUUGCCUUUUGCACAAAUGGGACAAUUUGUUUCUAGCCUUUGAAUUUCCAGGAGGUAUUCCAGCUGAAAUUUGUACAUUAUUUUCACUCUAGACUUGAUUUCAGUUGCUGCAACAGUCUUCUUAGGUUGCAUUAUGGAGUCUCAGUAUCUGAAUAUAUGGAGGCCAGAGGUCAAUUAUAAUGUUCUGAAGUCUGUCUUACUUCUGUAGGAAAAAUAAAAACUUUGGAUUCUAUCAGCUUGGAAUGUUAAAUAUGAUGGCUUCUCGCCAUCGUAAUCGUGUAAUUUAUCAGCUUGAUCGAUGAUGAGAUGCUCAUUUAUUUAUUGUGUACAAAUUGUGUAGGUGUAAAUUAUGUUUUUCUCUGA